Messenger RNA from Nanorana parkeri, 4812 nucleotides. RefSeq names its product unc-51 like autophagy activating kinase 2 (gene ULK2). The record is from RefSeq and is a predicted model, not a curated record. Gene Ontology annotation, cellular component: autophagosome; cytoplasm. The coding region runs from base 315 to 3425 and encodes 1036 amino acids. Gene Ontology annotation, biological process: peptidyl-serine phosphorylation; protein autophosphorylation; autophagosome organization. NCBI's taxonomy places the organism in Eukaryota, Metazoa, Chordata, Amphibia, Anura, Dicroglossidae. Gene Ontology annotation, molecular function: protein serine/threonine kinase activity; ATP binding. The transcript has 27 exons.
GGUCGGACCUGGGUCUGUUUUGCAGUGUAUACACUCCCAGCUUCCGGUCCUUGCUGUAUUCUUUGCCGUUACUCGGAGACACAAAGCGACUGGAGCUGGCUAUUGCUGAAGGAUGGCCUCUGCUCCUGUAUAGGACGUGCACGUAGCCGCCGAUCAUCAUGUGAGCCGCCCCGCGGACAUGUCACUGCCCUGAGCAACGGGCCCUCCAUGCAGGAUGUUCGCUGCCCGGAUCGCCACUGACGUGCCCUCGAGAGAGAGCGGAGCCAGCGGGGCAGGCAGGGGGGUCCCUGAAUGACAGCCCCCGCAGCCCCAACAUGGAGGUGGUGGGAGAUUUCGAGUACUGCAGGAAGGAUCUGAUCGGGCAUGGUGCCUUCGCCGUGGUGUUUAAAGGGCGGCACAGAAAGAAAACAGAUUGGGAGGUGGCGAUUAAAAGCAUUAAUAAAAAGAACUUGUCAAAGUCCCAGAUUCUGCUUGGAAAAGAGAUUAAAAUUUUGAAGGAACUUCAACAUGAAAACAUUGUGGCUCUUUACGAUGUUCAGGAACUGCCCAACUCAGUUUUCUUGGUCAUGGAGUACUGCAAUGGAGGAGAUUUAGCAGAUUAUUUACAAGCUAAAGGAACUUUGAGUGAAGACACCAUUCGAGUCUUUCUGCAACAGAUCGCCGCUGCUAUGAAGGUGUUACACAGCAAGGGCAUCAUCCACAGGGACCUAAAGCCACAGAAUAUUCUUCUCUCUUACGCUACUCGGAAGAAGCUCAAUUUCAGUGGCAUCCGGAUAAAAAUUGCGGACUUUGGCUUUGCUCGGUAUCUGCAGAGUAACAUGAUGGCUGCUACGUUAUGUGGUUCUCCAAUGUACAUGGCUCCAGAGGUUAUCAUGUCACAACACUAUGAUGCAAAAGCAGAUCUUUGGAGCAUAGGAACCGUCAUUUAUCAGUGCCUAGUUGGCAAGCCACCAUUCCAGGCAAACAGUCCUCAGGAUCUGCGAUUGUUCUAUGAGAAGAAUAAGAACCUUGUUCCAAGCAUUCCCGGGGAAACCUCUCCAUAUCUGUCUGACUUGUUGCUGGGACUACUUCAGAGAAGCCAAAAAGACAGGCUUGACUUUGAGGGAUUCUUCAACCACCAUUUCCUUGACCAAGUGUCCGCAGUCAAAAAAUCCUGUCCUGUCCCAGUGCCUACAUACUCCGGGUCAAGUAUAUCAGGCAGCUCCUGUGGAAGCUCGCCUUCUUGUCGAUUUGCCUCUCCUCCUUCUCUGCCAGACAUGCAACAUAUCCAAGAGGAACAUCUUUCAUCCCCACCUUUGGGUCCUCCAAAUUAUCUACAGAUCUCCAAGGACUCUGCCAGCACAAGCAGCAAAAACUCAUCAUGUGACACAGAUGACUUUGUCCUGGUUCCUCACAACCUCUCCUCUGACCACUCAUACGAUAUGCCUACAGGCACAGCUGGGCGCAGAGCAUCUAGUGAGUUCUUGAUGUGUGGCGGGCAGAGCCAGCCUCAGGUGUCACCGCGCAGCGAGACUGCGCCUAUUCCUGUCCCAACCCAACUACGGAACUACCAACGCAUUGAGCAGAAUCUCUCAUCUACUGCUAGUCCAACAUCUAAUCCUCAUGGCUCCCCCAGCAGAUCUGGUGCAGUCAGGCGCUCAAAUACCAGCCCCAUGGGCUUUCUCAAAGUCGGCUCUGGUUCUCCCAGCUCCACAGACAUGGUGCAAGCCAUUGGACGUCGCUUGUCCACUGGUUCUUCAAGACCUUAUUCUCCAUCACCAUUAGUUGGAACUAUCCCAGAGCAGCUAGGACACUGUUGUUGUGGCCACCCUCAAGGACAUGAGUCCAGAAGCCGAAGUUCUUCAGGAGGGUCUCCAGUGCCACAGUCACAGUCCCCACAGUCUUUGUUAGGUGCAAGGCUGCAAAGUGCACCGACUCUGACUGACAUUUACCAGAACAAACAGAAGUUACGAAAGCAGCACUCAGAUCCUGUGUGUCCUUCCUAUGCUGGACAUGGCUUUAGCCAUUCACCACAGCCAGCCCGGCCUGUCAGCCUUGGCGCUUCACCUACAAAGCACAUGGGAUCUUCUCCUAGGAGCUCAGAAUGGUUGUAUAAAACCCCACUGCCCACCAUCAUUGGAUCUCCAACCAAGACAACUGCUCCAUUCAAGAUCCCUAAAACACAAGCUUCAUCUAAUCUGCUUGCUCUAGUUAGUCGUCAGGGACAGGCCAAAGACUUGUGCGAUCCAAGAGAGUUCUCUCCUUUCCAUUGCUUGCAUGGCAAUGAGAAAUCCAACACUGCAGAACAUGGAAAAACUCCUUUUGGAAGAUCUGUGAGUGCUGGAAAGUUGUCAGACCAGACAGGUAAAGCUACUCUUGGUGGACAGCAUUACCAGGGAAGCACAGACAGCCUGAAUUCUGAGCGUCCGAUGGAUACAGUUCCUUCAGGUGGUACAGGAAGUGUCCUGACUGUGCCCUCUGCCAGUACAAGAGCAGUGAUGUUUACUGUUGGAUCUCCCCCUAACAGUGCUACCCCUCCCACAUGCACACAUGUGAUAAUGAGGAAAAGGACCACCUCAGUUGGCUCAAACAGCUCAGGAGGCUCUCUUUGCUCCACUAGUGGUCGUGUGCAUAUGGGAUCUCCUUCUGGUAUUCAUAUGGGUUCAUCUCCUCCUGGAGCUGAUGCAGCCCCAAGCAUGAAAUAUAUGUCCUAUGGUACAUCCCCUCCCAGCCUGGAAGAUUUCAUCACGUUCGAAGCACCAGAACUACCUGAAGAAACUCUGAUGGAGCGGGAGCACACAGAAACUCUCAGGCACCUCAAUCUGAUGCUGAUGUUCACAGAGUGUGUAAUAGACCUGACCGUGGCCCGUAGUGGGAGUUUGGAUAUGUGCACCUCUGGUGUGUCCCUCUAUCAGAUCCAGGAGAGCGUGGUAGUGGACCAGAUAGGUCAGCUGAGCAAAGAAUGGGGACAAGUGGAACAGCUGGUGCUGUACAUGAAAGCAGCUCAGUUCCUGGCAUCUUCCCUGCAACUUGCCAAAUCGCAGAUCAAAUCUGGGAAGUUGACUCCUUCAAGUGCUGUAAAACAAGUGGUGAAAAGCAUGAAUGAGCGAUAUAAAUUCUGCAUCAGCAUGUGCAAGAAGCUCACAGAGCAGCUCAACCGCUUUUUUUCAGACAAGCAGCGAUUUGUGGAUGAGAUCAACAGUGUCACAGCAGAAAAGUUAAUCUACAACUGUGCCGUGGAGAUGGUCCAGUCAGCAGCACUAGAUGAGAUGUUCCAGCAUGCAGAGGACAUUGCUUAUCGUUACCAUAAAGCAGCACUACUGUUAGAAGGCUUAACCAAGAUCCUGCAGAGUCCCGCAGACAUUGAAAACGUCCACAAGUAUAAAGCCAGUGUUGAAAGUAGACUGUCGGCACUUUGCUACGGAGCAGUGGCUGUGUAUGAAUAGUAACAGUAUCCACUGAAACACACAAGCUAAACAAGGGACCAUUAUAGCUUAGUUCUUUGUACAUGUUACUAUGGAUUUUACAUCUGACGCUCAGAAAGAGAAACCAAAAUCCCCCUUUGAAAGCUUUCAGAGAAUAAGAACAAUCCCAUGACUGAACAUUUAAGUAUGCAGGAAGGCUGCCUUAUUUUAAAGACACUCCUUGCAAAACAUGCCUUUCAACAUACACGUGACAUGGAAGGAAAUGUCUGCAAAUUUUAACCUUGUGUAUGUAUUUCUAAUAUGUAAUAUUAAUAAUGGACUAUGGUUGCUCCGAUAAUAAAGGUGGAGGUGUUGGAAAACAGUAGCAAGACCUUCAGGAAUGAUGGCUGCAAGUUAACAGCAAAGGGACUCCAUGUUACUGAUUUGGGAGUUUCCGUCAUAAGGUCUGGACCGAAAACAUCCAUCUAUCCAUCCAUUCAUCUUUACAAAGAUAAGCAUAAGCAGAGCACUUUACACUGAGUAGGAACAGUAAAAACUAUUCAAAUCCAGCCAUGUGGAGUCUUGAUUGAGUUUAUUAUCCAUUUUGAUGUUGCUACUUGACGUUCUACUUUUAAACCAAUUUAUUUUGCACUAAUUUCUUAAAACUGUAAAUUACCUUAUAUGGAACUCUAUCAAUAUUAAAAAGGCACAAUUUACUGAGAAAAAUUAUCAUUUCAUUGUAUGUAAAGAAAAAAAAAAGUUGAAAUUGAAUAUGUAGCUUCCUAAAGACUUUACAAACUAUACAAAACAAUUUAUUUGUGACCCUUUUGUAUCUCUUUUGUCUAAUACUUGAUUACUAAUAUCUGUUUUCUUUCAUGUUUUACUUGUUGGUAUUUGCUUUCUAUACAGAUAUUGUGUGCUGCAUAUAAUGGUUGUGCAUGUGAUAACGUGCUUACUUACAGUUGUCCUACUUAUUGGGUAUUUUCCUAACAGACGUAAAUAUGUUUCACAGACAGUGUUAGAGAAGGGAGACUAUGAUGUAACAUAGGUUGUUGUGCAUGUGUGAGACUACUACUGUAUUAGAGGUGUUAAACAGUAGUUUAGGUCAGUUAAAUCCCAGUUACUGUAGCGUGGUCUUGUAAAGAGCAAAGGUUUUGUUCACAUGGCUCAAUAGUAGAUGGAGCCGUGUAAGCCACGCUCAACAAUGGCACCAAAGGUUUAGUAACUAAAGUUACCAUGUGACUUAUGUACGUCUAGGGUUUAUGCUCUCUAUAGAAGGCCAGUACUUGAUGAGGAACAUCAAUUUAGACAACAGGUGCCACUCACUUGGUUUGUAUUUUGCCAUUUUCAUUAAUGUGAAUCUUCCAAUACAGUUACGGAAAAGCCUUUUAUGUCAUUUUUGCUUAACUGCCACAAAAAAAAUGGUCAC